CGGGCGGUGGUGCUCGCAGUAGGGUUGCGAGCUUCAGGCUUUAGCCAUGGCGGCAGCGGCGGUGACUGCUGCGACCAAGGGGAAUGGGGGAGGCGCGGGCCGGACUGGGGCCGGCGAAGCCAGCGGCGCACGAAAGAAGAAGGGCGGGGGGCCUGUGGCCACGGCGUACCUAGUUAUCUACAAUGUAGUGAUGACAGCGGGGUGGCUUGUUAUAGCUGUUGGUCUCGUCAGAGCAUACCUGGCUAAGGGCAGCUAUCAUAGCCUUUAUUAUUCAAUUGAAAAGCCUUUGAAAUUCUUCCAAACAGGAGCCUUAUUGGAGAUUUUACAUUGUGCAAUAGGAAUUGUUCCAUCUUCUGUUGUUGUGACUUCUUUCCAAGUGAUGUCAAGAGUUUUUCUAAUAUGGGCAGUAACACAUAGUGUCAAAGAGGUACAGAGUGAAGACAGUGUCCUUCUGUUUGUUAUUGCCUGGACAAUCACAGAAAUUAUCCGCUACUCCUUUUAUACAUUCAGUCUAUUAAACCAUCUGCCUUAUCUCAUCAAAUGGGCCAGGUACACACUUUUCAUCGUGCUGUACCCGAUGGGCGUGUCAGGAGAACUGCUCACGAUAUAUGCUGCUUUGCCUUUUGUCAGACAGGCUGGCCUGUACUCCAUCAGUUUACCUAACAAAUACAAUUUCUCCUUUGACUACUAUGCAUUCCUAAUUCUGGUAAUGAUCGCCUACAUUCCAGUUUUCCCCCAGUUGUACUUCCAUAUGAUACACCAGAGAAGAAAGGUCCUUUCUCACACUGAAGAACACAAGAAAUCUGAAUAGUUCCUGUUUCCUGCACCCCUCCAAAAAACAACAUUUUCAGUGACAAAACAAUGCUGCAGACUUUUUGAGUUCCCUAUACAUUUAAUAAAAAAUAAGUAAUAACUAUUUUUAAAAUAUUAAAAACAAAAAACAAAAUCCAGUGUCACACAGGCCUGGGAUUUUAUAAAAUAAAACAAAAGCUAUUACAUAAAACAUCCUGGCCAGUCCAUUCAGAUUCAGCAUGCUUUUUCAACCAAAAGUUUCCAAUAUUUAUGAUGGCGCUAGACAGGAAUUUGGCAUUUUCUACCCUCCUGAUUCCUUCAUGUAUCUGAUAAACAAAGAUCUGUAACACUGAAUGGCUGAGCUGCAGUCGGAGUGGGGAGGGUGCUCCAGCUGCGCGUCCGGCUCGCGGUGGGGUUCUGUUUCAGUCUGCAGCGUGGCCGGCGUCCCCUUUCAAAGUGCUUGACUGCAUGCUGGAAAGUUUGUGUUUUUGCAGCGGCAAACUUUGUUCUCUGGAAUGCUCUGAAGUUAUGGCUGGGACCUUUUCCCUCAUGUCUAGUGAAUGAAAUGUGCAGUUUGUAUGUCUGCGAAGCUUUGGGGUAGUUCCUAUAAUCAGAAAACAGCUAGAACCCUUUUGUUUGUUUUCAAUUGAGUCAUAACUGCCUGCCACUAAGAAACAUGCUUGAGUUUAAUAAGUAUGUGUACAUUGUAGAGAACCUAUCUUAUCUGGGGCUCAGCCUCACUCACAUUUUAACAGAACGACCGUUCUCAGAAAGGGAAGGUCUCGUCGCUAGUGAAAGACAAGGGCGUUUCCAGUACCGGUCUCAGACCCUCCGAGGGUGAUUUGCCAGCGGCUGCUCUCGUUUGUGGCCCUGAAACCCGGCUAGUCCCAGGGGUAGAGGGUCUGUCCAGGGAAACACUUGGAAGGUGUUACUCCAGAAGUGUAGUCCAGAAUAUUCGGGAAGAGGUUUCUACACCCUUACUAUUUUAUUUUAAAAUUUUCAUGGAACUCUUCUGUUUGGAUGCUUUUCCUAGUUUUGGCCUUCUGUAAUUCCCCCCACCAAGUCCAGAGGCUGUGAAAUGGUCCAACGGCAGUCGUGAGCUAAAAGCAGUAUCAUCCCACAUGUCAGAGCAGCCAAGAAAUACUUUGGUCAUAUGGACAUUGUCUCAUUAACAUCAUGUCUUUGUACCAUUUAAUUGCUCAACUGUGUGUUUAAGACUCCUCACGAAAGGGUAGGAUGAAACCUGAAGCCCAAGUUCGGAUGGGUACCAGAUUUUAACAGGGUGUUCUUUGUGGAGCCUUUUUUUCCCUUUUUUAAAAAAAUUGGUUGAUCUUUAAAACUUUAAAAGUCUAGCUUACAGAAUCAUUAUCAUUUAAAAUAUAAUUGCUAAUAUCAGAAGAGUGUCAUAAUAGAAAACUAAUUUUUUAAAUGCUUAUUUUCGUAGAGGCUUGGAAGUUAAUAUAAGAAGAGAGUAAAAUAUGCAGCCUAAAAUGUGAUGCAGGCAGAUAUGUGAUACAUUAUUUUUUAAUUAAACAGUAAAAUUCUGCUUCUAAAAGUCAGCACCCUUACCUUGGGCAUGUUGAGAUUAGACUCUAUUCUUGUACUUGAUAAAAUAUGUGGGGAAGAUUGUAUUUCAUGCUUUUUCUCUUUUUAUUUUUUCAAAAUGUAUUUUUACUAUAAAAUAGAAUCAAUUUGGGUUAUAUUAGCCUUAUUACUUAAUUUGGGUAAGAUUGGUUUUGGUUGUGCGGAGAUAGACGAUGGAAUGGAAAGGGCAGGUUUUCUGCUUUGCUGGAGUGGUUGUAUUCAGGCCUCUGAACUGUACUUUGUCCCUGUGCAUGAGAACCAUCUGUGGCAGAAAUUGUGGCAGGAGCACCGGAAACGAUCCCCUUCCCCAAGAGGGUCUCAAACCCAGUGUUUAUUUUUGUACAUCAAACAUUUAAAGUGGUUAUGGCAGAUUAGUAAGACAUGCCACCAUGGCCUUCAGUCACUUCUCAGUAACUGGUUUCUUUAGCUCCAACAUAAAUUAAUUUUUCCUUUGAAGUGGUGGCAUUCUUUUAUGAAUUGAGACCACCUAACCCCACCAAAUGUCCCAUCUUCUUAUAUAGUGUAAAUGAAGAAGGUGGUGGUCGGUGGGUGUUGUGUCAGACUUACAGUGUUCAUUUCAGGGCAUCAUCUGCCCAGCUGUCCCCUGAGGGGAUGCUUCAGACCCCCUGGGGGACCACCUGGCAGAGACUGGGGGCGUGUGCCGCAGUGCUGUGCCCGCAAGCUGCUGGUUUGCACCUUGCUGUGUCCUGUGUGCUGAGGUUGGAUCGUUCAUUUAACACGUACUCCCUGUGAUCAGAGGCACCGUGGAGAAGUAGUCACGGAAUAAAGCACCAUCCUCCCAGACGAGAACCUUCCUCUGGCAGACUUCCUACAGAAGGGGUGGCGGUCGAGAGGCCUGUGAAGAGGGUGCCCUCAUUUCCACUUGUGCUUUUGGUUGUUCGUUUGUAAUAAAAGGUUGGCGUGGAAAUAUUUUCAAUUCUGAGUUUCAGAUAAAACAUUAUCAAACAUCAAAAUCAGUACAUACUGCUCCUUUGAAAUUUGGGUAAAAAUUUAUAUGACCAUAUAUAGUCAUUUUGUAUUUUUUUCUAUGUUGUGAAAAUCAAAAUUGUAAUUUUAUAAGUCUUUGAUUCACUACAAUUCUCUAAUUUAAAUGUAUUUUUUGUAUAUUUAGAAAUAAGGCAUUCAAAGACUAUGCUUAACUUUCUACGCAUGCAUUUGGGAGCUGUUUUUACCUGGUAAUGUUAAUGUAGUAAUAAGUCAUAUUCAUAAAAUACUGAUCUGUGUUGCAUUUCAAAAUAAACUCGUGUGUGCUCUGCCUGGAUUUGAAAUACUGACCAGUGAGUUUAGUGAUUUUUUUCCAUUAAAUUAGCCUGAAAGUGGUGGUGUGGGAAUAUGGACGAGAUUCAGUUCUGUUACAGAUUCUAGCUCUUUUGACAGUUUUAAAAUGUAUCUCUGCUCAUCGUAAUGGUUCUGCACUCACAGG
This is a messenger RNA of Molossus molossus (Pallas's mastiff bat), 3820 nucleotides long. RefSeq names its product 3-hydroxyacyl-CoA dehydratase 2 (gene HACD2). The coding region runs from base 47 to 811 and encodes 254 amino acids. Gene Ontology annotation, molecular function: 3-hydroxyacyl-CoA dehydratase activity. Gene Ontology annotation, cellular component: endoplasmic reticulum membrane. The record is from RefSeq and is a predicted model, not a curated record. Gene Ontology annotation, biological process: sphingolipid biosynthetic process; fatty acid elongation; very long-chain fatty acid biosynthetic process. NCBI's taxonomy places the organism in Eukaryota, Metazoa, Chordata, Mammalia, Chiroptera, Molossidae. The transcript is spliced from 7 exons.